Molecule: messenger RNA, 3552 nt
Organism: Rotaria sp. Silwood1
Lineage: Eukaryota; Metazoa; Rotifera; Eurotatoria; Philodinida; Philodinidae
Source: the annotation of a GenBank genome assembly
AUGUCAUCGUCAACAGCGACGAUAUCAUCAAAAAAUUCUACAAUAACUAAUAAUGAUCGCAAACGACCAAUAUCAUCUUCUAUACGUCCAUCACCAUCACCACCAUCAGCUAAACGACAUGGUCUAUCAUCAUCUAGUUCAUGUCAUUCAACAAAUAAAAAUUUACGUCGAUCAGGAAGAAAUGAAAUGCUUUUACAAAAAUCUAAUGAACAAAAUGAAAGACAAAGUCGUUCAAAACAACAAUUUAGACAUAUUGAUAAUAAAAGUUCAUCAUCAGAAUCAAGUCGAUCAUCAUCAAAUUCGAAUUAUUCAAUAAAUCAAGAAUAUACAUCAACAACAAUACGAACAUUUAAUGAUUCAUUUCCAUCAACAAUGGAUAUUAAUGGUUCGAAUCAUAGUAAUCAAAACUCUGAUAGACAACCAGAUACAAUGUAUACAAAAAAGGCAAAAUCUAUUCCAUUAAUUGUUAAAUCAUCAACAACAAUGGAUGAAAAACAUGCUCUUACUAAUUAUGAUAGUGAUGACGAAUUUGAAAGAACCAAACAAAUAUCAAAUAAAACUUUAACAAAAUCAACACAUGUUGUUAUUCCAUCAUCUGUAAUGACAAUUGUUACAACACCGGAUUUAUCAAAAAAAUCUACACGUACAGACAAUGUUAUUAUUCAACAAUUUGAUGGAAAUAUAAAUUCAAAUUCGUCAACAAAAUUAGUUAAAUUAGUUGUACCACAAUCAACAAUUUCAUCAUCAUCAUCAAUAAAAAUGCUUUCAAGUGGUGAUGGUCUUGCAUCGGCGUUACGCAUUCCAACGAAAAUUCAAUUAACAAAAACUUUAUAUGUACCAUCAACAAAAAAUGAUAAAACAACUUCUUUAAGUUCAUCAACAUCAACACAUUCAAUUAAUCAUGAACAACAACCUUUUCUGCCAUCAUCAUCAAUAUCAACUACUUUACUUGACAUUCCAAUAGAUAUGACAGAAAAACAACCACCACAACAACAACAACAAUCUGAUGUUGAUUAUCAUUCAUCAACAACAUUACCACCAACACCUCCACCUCCUGUAAUUGAUAAUAAUAAUUCAAAUGUUCGAAAUGUAUUAUCUCAUACAUCAAACAAACAUAAAGAAGAACAAGAAAAAAAUAAUGAAAUUCCUACAAUCAUUAUCAAAGCUAUUGAAGAAAUUGAUUCUUCAACUAUUAAUCAUAAUCCACAUCAUCAAAUUACAUCUAAACGUCAUUCAUUAAAUAUUGAAUAUGCAUCUUCAUUAGUUGAUUGGUCUGUACCACCAACAAGUGAAUUAUCUCCAACAUCUUUAACAUCAUCAUCACCAGAUUUAACACAAAAUCAUAUGCCUAUAGAUGAUUCAUUUGUUGAAUUUGAUGCAACAAUUAAUUCAAAACGAUCAUUUAAACGUCGUUAUCGUUCAUUAUCAUCAUCAUGUCCAAUAUUACCAUCAUUUAAAAUGUCAUGUCUUAAGUCAAAUGAAACAAUUUUAAAACCAAUUAAAUCAAAAUCAUUAACUGGUCUUUCAAAUGCAUCAGUUAUGAAAUAUAUGAUCAUUAAUAAUAAACGAUCUUUAACAACAUCACCUAUUAUGAAAUUAUCAUCUUCACAACGUAUAAGAAAAAGACGACGUGAUAAUGAAAAUAUAAUUUUUAAUCAAUCCAAUGGAAAAAUUUAUAAAUCGAAAACAAAACAUCUUAAAAUUGAAUAUGAUAAUCAUCUUAUUAUUAAAGAUUUAUUAAAUGACAUUAUUGAAAGAAUUAUUUCAACAAGUGAUGAUACAAAUAAUGCUAUUAAAACAUUACUUCAUACAUCUAUUCCAUCAUUAAAAAAACCAUUACCAAUUACUGUGCUUCCAACUAGACAAAGGAAAAUAAAUUAUGUCGAACAGACAAAAACUGAAACUCCUCCUCGAACAACGUCGAUUGAUAAAAAAAGCUAUACUUCAUCACAAUCAUUAGAUUCAACAGUACACAAUGAAUCUCGUUCGAUGAUAAUGACACCGAGAGAAUUAGAUGAAUUAGCCUAUUUACUUCAUGCUAAUGUACAUCGAGGACAAUUCGAACGAAUUGGUAAUCCAACUAAAGUUGAAGAACGUAUGCGUGAAUUAUGGUCACAAAUGAGUAUGCAAAAAAAGAAUAGUUAUUAUAAACGAGUUAUUCAAAUUUAUAAAAGACCAAAUCGUGAUGUUGUUAUUGCGUCAGCUUCAUCAGCAAUAGAAAAUAAUUUUUUAUCAUCAAAUAAUUAUACAGAUAAUACAAAUCUAUCAUCAAUAUCAAAUGAUACAUUACCUGUUGAAUUAAAACGACAAACAUCAACACCAUUAUCAUUUCAUUCAGUAACUUCAUCAAUAACAGAUGAACAAUCAAUUAUUUCACCAGAAGAUUCGAAUUCAAAAACGAAUAUAUUUACUGAUAUUGUUAACGAAUUAAUUAAAGGUGCCAAAGGUUUAGAUAAAUUAUCAUGUUCAUUAACUGCUUUUGUAAAUUCAAUUACUAAAUUUGUUCGAUUAACAAUUGAUGAACAAAUUCAUACAGUUAAAGAUCUUGAACAACUAAUUGAAAAAAAAUGUUCGACACAAUUAAAUCGUGCAACUAUUUUUUGGACACAAAAAAUUAAUUAUUUUGCUACGAAAUAUUUAAUUAAAUCAUCAAAUGAAUCAAUGAAUGAAUUAACAUUAAUUGUCAAAUAUUUUUAUUUACUUGUAUUGUCACUUAAUUGUCGAAAACAAGAAGUUGAAUUUGAAACAGCAUUAAAAGAUUUACUUAAUGGAAAUUUAAAUCUAAUUGAUGAAUCAUUUUGUUCAUCAAUAUUAACAAAUAUAAUUGAAGAUCUUAUUUUACGUUCAUCAUUAGCUAAUGAUUAUCUUGCUUCUCAACCAAUAAUAAUUAAUGAUAUUGAAUAUUCAUUACCAUUAAUGCGUAAUAUUGAAUUAGAAAAUGAAUUUUUAAAUAAGAAUGAUACAUAUUUACAAACAAAUCCAUUUUCUGAUUUUAAUGAUUUAGAAGAUUAUUUAAAACGUUGUGAACAUAUGAUAACAACCAUUCCAUGUCAUCCUAUACAACAGUCUCAUCAUCCAUCUAUGUAUUAUCCAACAUAUCAUCCUCCUUCUCAAUAUUAUUAUUCACCAUCACAACCAUCAGAUAUGAAUAAUUAUUAUUAUAAUCCUACAAUAGCAUAUUCAAAUUCACAACAAAUGUAUUCAUAUGGUCAACCAACAUCUUAUUAUCAUCCAUCAACACCAUAUAAUAAUAAUGAACAAUUUAAAUAUUAUUAUAAUUCACCACCACCACAACAACAAUCGUCAUACAUAUAUCCAUCACAAACGAACAGUACUAAUGACAUUCCACUAUCAAAUAAUCCUCCACUUCAUCGAGCAUAUCGACAAAUGAGUUCAAACAUACAAAGAACUUACAGUAAUUCACAACAACCAAUACCAUCUGGUGCUACGCCAACAACACCAGCUGUAUUUGACACAACAACUGUCGUUUCACCACAGUCAAAAUCAAUGAAUACGACACAUAAUAAUAAUAAUAAUAAUUAUCCACCAUAG